UGGGCGCGACUGGGACUGAGUUUGCGCACUGCUCCCAAGCUGCCGGGACUGAGCCCGCGCAGUGUCCCCGUUGUGCGUUGCUGGCUCGUAUCCAUAGCCCCGUGACUGAGGUUAUGGUUCCGGUUGAGAGGUGUUGGUGGCCGGAAAUAAUGGGUGUGUGACGGCCGCCCAGUGGCUAAGUCGGCGAUGUCUGGGUUUGGGGAUGUGAGGGGAGAGGUAGUGGGACGACGAGUUGUCCAGAGCAGGUGUUUAGUGUCAAAUGGAGGGAAAAAAAUGCAAUCCAGUCCUGACCACAACGUGCUACGGUUCCAAUUUAUUUUGGACAAGGAAAAAGGUGGCUUUGGAUUGGGAGAAGGCAUAGUUUAUUAAAAUAAAGCAGGAUCUGGCUUGACUGGCAACUACGCCUUGUGGGUAGCAUCUGGAAGAGCAAUCCUGAGGCACAGUUUAAGGUAACCCAACACUAUGGAACUGCCAAACUAUAGCAGGCAGCUCAUGCAGCAGCUGUACACCCUAAGGAAAGAGGAACAGUUUUGCGACUGCACAUUACUUAUCGGCAACACUCCGUUCAGAGCGCACAAACUCGUGCUAGCCGCCUCUAGUUUGCUCUUCAAAUCUCUAUUGGACAACACAGAUACGAUCUCCAUUGAUCAAACUGUUGUGUGCCCGGAGGAGUUUGCUGUUCUUUUGGAGAUGGUCUAUACAGGGAAAGUUCCACCAGGGAAGCACAACUUUACAAAGGUGGUUUCAGUUGCAGACAAUUUACAAAUGUUUGAUAUUGCUGUCAGUUGUAAAAGCAUUGUGGCAAACUUAAUGAAACAAACUGGGGGAAAUGAAGUGCAGGCUUCGAACCCUGCUGUUGGCGAAGAUACACUAAAUCUGGCAGUCACACAUCAGCAUUGCAUAUCUCAAGAACUGGACAGUAAUGAUGUGCCUGCUUCUAGUGAUACUGAAGUAACUGGACCAGCAGAGCAAAACCUGUCUCUAGAAGAAUUAAAUUGCACUGGCAUUGAAGACUUUGAAAGUACUGGGGUUGCACUGUCUACUGAGGAGACUGCUCUGUUUGCUGACGCUGUUGAUCCAAAACAAGAUGUUGAGCAGCAAGAAAGUUCAGUAGAAAGCCAUGUGGCUGGCAUCCAGAAUGUUAGUUGUUCCUCAGGUUGUACUGAGGGUGAAGAAAUUCUCCAUGAGCCACCCAGCAAGAAGGGGAAGCUCUCAGUAACAGAAGAGCCCAGAAAUCUCUCAGAACAAGAGUUCCUCAUGCAGCAUAAACAUGAUCUUGCACAGGCUGUCCAGGACCUACACGCUUUAGUGGAUUCUGUGGUUAAAUGUGAAGAUAUCCCAAUGGCAGAGAAAAAGAUAUUCCUAGACUGCUGUAAAGAAGGAGAAAGCAGUGAAGUUUUCUGCAAAUUAUUGGAUAAAGUUACAGAAGAGAAGACUUUGCAACUGGAAACCCUGCUAUUUGUGCUUGAACAGAACAAAGAAGCAUACCCCAGUCUGCAGACUGUGCUUCAGAACUUAAACCAAAACUUGCCCAUAGAACGUUUAGUAGUAACUGGUUGUAUCAACAGAGAAGAUUUUCUGCUCAACCUUUACUUGCACAAAGAGGAGGUUCUGCAAUAUGUGACGGAUUUGAGCCCUUUAUUGGACUGCUUGGAGUCUACUGAAGAAAUGGUUUUCAGUGAGGAGGAGAAAAAGGUAAUUGUGGAGUGCUGUCAGGGACAGACUGCGAGAGGCGCUAUGGCUAAAUUAUUGAGCAAAGUCAUUGAAGAGAGACAGCUCAGCGCUGAGACUGCAUUAAAUCUUCUUCGAACAAUGAAAGAGGCUUAUCCAAUGCUGCAGUCCUUACUAAACACCCUUGCAGCAGAACCAGAGACAGCUGCAAAGUCAGAAUCAAAGAGCCCAGAAGAUUAUGGGUUUGACUUGCUGAAGCGACAUCAAAAUAAUAUUAUUGACGCAGUAACUGAUCUUCAGCCUCUGCGUAACGUCCUGUCUGUUGCUGAGGACAUAUCUGAUGGUGAAAAAGAGAGAAUUGAAGAUCUUAUUAAAGAAAAAGAUGUGGUUGCCUGUGUCAGCAAUUUGAUGGAAGGAGUGCUAGAGAAGCAAACAUUGGCAGCUCUCACUGUCUGGAAACUGCUCAUCCGAAUGAAAGAAGGCGUGCCAAAGCUGCAAGCCCUGCUAGAUAAGCUCCAUGGAGAACCAGAAAGUUUCCGAAUCAUUUUAUCUGUGAGUGACGAGGAACGUAAAGCUGUGGACAUUUUGAAAAGUCAUAGACGGUUGAUCACUGAUACGAUUGAUGAUAUCAGUCCACUUCUGGAUUGUUUGAUGCCUGGUGUAGAGAAUCUUCCAGCUGAAACAAUAGAGAUUUUGAAGAGCUGCUGUUACAGGGAGACUACUAGUCAGUCAUUAGAAACCAUUCUGGGUAAAAUUUUAGAAGAGAAACUCAUUCCUGCACUGACGUUCUGUAGACUCUUGCAUAUGAUCAGUGAGUCCUAUCCAUCCCUUGAAUCAAUAACAAAGGCAAUGGAACAUGCAGGACUAAUGGCAGAAACAGGGAGUGACAUAUAUGAGGAUCAGAAAGAAGACGUGCAAAAUGAAGAAGAGAAACCAGAAGAUGCAGAGUACCUAGAAGUCAGUGGCCAUGACAGAGACGGUGGCAGCGGUUGCGAACCAUUCUCCGAUCAGAAGAAAGUUAAGCCCAAAUCAGGAACUAAGCAAAUCUUUACCUGCAGUGCAUGUGGCAAGUCUUUUACGUUUAAAUGUCGCCUCGAGCUGCAUCUCACCCGCUGUCGCAGUAUCGGUCACCUUAAAGCCAUUAACUGCAAGGAAGGUGACAAGAUCCAGACUUCCCAGAAAGAUGAAGAAAAGCACAGAUUCGAAACACACAGUGCACCAAAGGGAAAGAAGAGGCGAUUUCCUGUGACUUGUGACAUCUGUGGGAAAUCUUUUGCUCAUCAAUCAGGAAUGCAGUAUCAUAAACGUUCUGAUCACUUCGAUGAGAAACCUUUCUCUUGUAGUGAGUGUGGGGCAAAGUUUGCAGCAAAUUCCACCCUAAAGAAUCACAUGAGGCUGCACACUGGAGAGAAACCAUUCUUCUGCAAGCAUUGUGAAAUGACUUUUAUGCAGGCUGCUGCAUUGGCCUAUCAUAUGAAAAAAAAGCACUCUGAAGGGAAAAUGUACGGGUGUCAGUACUGUGACGCAGUGUUUGCCCAGUCAAUCGAGUUAACACGCCAUGUACGGACCCAUACUGGGGACAAGCCUUAUGUCUGCCGAGAGUGUGGCAAAGGAUUCAGCCAGGCCAAUGGCCUCUCCAUGCAUCUCCGAUCUUUUCAUAAUGUUGAAGACCCAUAUGAUUGUCAGAAAUGCCGGAUGAGUUUUCCAACCCUAGAGGAGCACAAGAAGCACAUCCAGGAUGUGCAUCCACCUGAGUACAAUCCCUGUGACAUUUGUGGCAAGAACUUCAGUGCACCAUCACUUCUUGAAAGACAUAUGGUCACGCAUAUUGGUGGAAAGCCAUAUAACUGUGACAUUUGUGACAAGGCCUAUCAGCAACUUUCUGGGCUGUGGUAUCAUAAUCGUACCCACCACCCUGACAUCUUUGCAGCACAGAAUCACCGCUCUCCAAAGUUUGCCACUUUGUUGUGCUCAGCAUGUGAAAAGUCCUUUGGAAGCACAGCGUCUCUGAAUAAACACAUGAGGUCUGACCAUUCAGAUAUCAAGAUGCUGGAGUGCGAGAACUGUAAAGACACUUUUGCCACACAAGCAUUGUUGCACAUACACGUGAAGUCCAAACAUUCAGGAAUCCACCCAUUUAAAUGUUCGUACUGCUCAUCAACAUUCCGAUUCCCUGGAGCAUUGCAUCAUCAUUUAAGCACAGAACACCUAACUCAGCAAACCAGCAGUUUUGUUUGUGGAGAUUGUGCCCAGCUGUUCAACUCACAGCAGGAUUUAGAAGAACAUCAGAGGAGCAAGCAUGCUGGAAUCCUGUUUGCUCAUGUGCAGGAAGCAGCUGAAAUGGUUAUCCAAGCAUCAGAACAAAUGAGUGCCACUGAACAGGUCAUAUCCCUCGAGGAAACGCAUCUCAACAGUGUUGGAUCACAGGUGUUUGUGGCUUUACCUAAUUCCCAAAACAGUUCCUCAGGGCCCCAUGAAAUUGUGGCUCUGAAUGUGAAUGAUUUACUUGAUGGGUCUGUGACACUCAUCUGUGGAGAGACCCCAUGAAAAGGAGAAAGUUUAAAAAUAGACAAUCUCAACACAAUCCAAUGGCAUUUGGUGAUAUGAAGAAAAACUUUUUCUUCACAAUUAAUUCAUGAUCACAGUUCAUAUCAACUUUAGAACUUCUUUGAGUGCUUUAUUUCAACAGUGAUUUUAACAUGCGUUUAGAAACUUAAUCAGUACAAAUAUCUGGUAAUUCCUAAAUAGGUGACCUGACAUAGUAUCGUAUUUAAAAUAAAGUUGUUGAGCUGGAGCUGCAAUGAGUCCAUCAGUAACAACACUGGGUGAUCCUUUUUAACCCGUUGAUUGUUCCUUUAUUCCUUUCAUAGGAUCACAGUUCCUUAAUGUUAUAGAACAGGAUUGUUCCAGGUUUGAUCUGUGAUUCGUGAUAUAAGGUAGUGCAGCAUAUUGGUGAAAGAGGUGUGGUGGAGCUACACAAUUGGGUUUGGCAUUCCCAUUGUACAGAGGCGAGGUGUGUUGAAUUACCCUUCCACCACUAUAGCCCCCCUGUUAGCACAGCCAUAAAAUGUAUUUUAGUUUGUUCCUACCUCCAGCAGCAGAGCAAAAGAAGGAUGAAGGAUGUAGAUUGUAAUUUUUUAACUGGCGAGGUGGAACUGGAUAAUGCACAAAGGUGACAGAUUUUUCAGGAUUGUGUUGUGGUUAUAGAAAUCGUCCUAAAUAGGGACCCUAUAGCAUAAUGUUUUUACCUCUUUAAAGGUCAUUACAUUUAUGGAUGCUGAAGUAUGCAGCAAAGUUGGUUCAAAGUAUUGGAGAUUGCAGGAUGAUAUUUAUGAUAAGUCCACUCUGAGGCAAAGGGCAAAUCCCAAUCCAUCUCACACUGUCAAAUUACCCCUCAAAGUUCUUCAAGAGCUUUUAAUACACCAGUCCUGUGUUUAUAAAAUAAAUAGCAUAAUCCCAUUAUUUUUGCACCUAAACAGUAAAAACAGAGGAAUCAAUGCCAUUUGCAUGAAUGAAAAAGACUUCUGGUAUUUCUUUGAUUUGGAUCAACGUUGGACUGCAGUUGAAUUUGCUGACUUGUAUCGCAGAUUCAUUGUCCUUACAUUCACAUGCAUCUGAUUACUUUGUAAAAAGAAAAGAUUAUUUUAUAGAAUGUAAUUUUUAUUCCAGAUUGAUUAUGAAACACCGUUUCACCAGGUAGAGAGAAUCCACCUUUAUAGAACAUCAGUUUACAUCCUUAAUCUGUCAGCCCAUCUAGUUUCUUUUCAAUAACCUGUCAAUAUAAUCACAAAAUAUUGCUGUUCUAAAAGCAUUUUAGAUGUUUUGAUUUGAAGCUAUCAAAUUCUGUGGAAAGUAGUGAUCAAAUGUUACUUUCCAUGUGAAUGCCCAGUUCAGAAUUAAAUAUUUCAAAUUAGUUUAAGUUCUAACUACAGGAUUGUAUAAAAUGAAAUACAGCUGUCUAUCAGUUCUCAUUGUAUCCCUUUUGUGAUCUAAGUAUAUAAGAAUCAUCUGCUUUUGAAAAUACAAAUGGGUCAAUCUAGUUACGGUGGUUUAAUUACGAACUGUUCCUGAAGGCUGUAAGAAAGUUCACAGAGAAGGCAAGAUAAUUCAACCCAUCUCUCUCUGCCUACCUCCCCAUCCCAAUCUUAAUUGUGUGUGUAAACAGAGUACUUCUAAUUUUCUCACAGUUUGAGUGAGGAACAUCUUUCUAAUAUUAGUUGCAUUUUUUUUUUAGAAAAACUAAUUUUGCAUUUCUGCUAUUGCAUUCCUGGUUUGCUUAUUUUUUUCAUUUUCUCUGUUACUUACACAUAGGUAAUAGAGGAGAAGGUUGAUGAAAAUCUGAACUGCUGUGAUCUCCCAUCAUGCUGAGUCUUCCCAAUGCUUGUUUGCUUUUACAGUGGUCUACCCAAAACUACUGCCAUGUCAGCAGGUUUAGUCUACUAAGGCUAUUGUCGAGAGCAGUGGCAGAACUUCCAAAUUGUACAUGCUCAGUGUAUUUCACUGAGAAGGGGGAGAGAGAGAGUGGAUGAAUUAAUCAUACUGGACAGAUUGUCAAAAUAUCUCAUGAGAAAAGGAAAAGUGUGGUAAAUGACUGCAAGUUUGAGUAGUUACUUUAUGAAUACUGUAGACUACUGGGAAUGCCCCAACUUAGAAUAUUGAACAAUAGCUAAGAAGCAAUAUGCAGACGAGACUAAUCGUGGAAAAUAGUGAAAACAGUUCAGGAUAGACUAGGGCUGAGUUGAAAUGUUACUGUGUUAUCAGAAAGAGAGAAAGUAUAGCCAAACAAUAUUAGGUGCACCAAUGUAACUAGAUAAGGGAACAGUGUUUCAAAGCUACAAAAGGCAGAGAAUAGGAUGGCAGGGGUGACCAAUUGCUAGACACUUAUUUGAAGAACUAGGCGUUGUAAUGAACUGUAGAAUGAUGACACUAAAUUGGAUAAAUACCUUCACCCUCAGCCUGUGCAAAUCUAUCAUCUUUCUGAAAGAUUCAUCUGGAAAGGGAUUGGAUAUAGACAUAUUUUUCCCAGUUCUCAGCGGACACUGUUCUUAAUCUUCCUUGUUUGAACUGUCUUUUUCACAGAGGUAGCAAAAAUACUGUGUUGGAAGUGAAAGUAGAUCUCUGCAGGAAUGCUGAUGUGACAUUUGAAUUGAGAAAGCUUGAUGUAAUAGGAGAAUGAUGCUGAGCCAUUGAUAUUACUUGCUGACCAGCUGACAGCUUCUCCGUAAUAAAUUUUCCAAAGCAGGUUUUACUAACUAAACCAGCCCCCUGUACUACAAUUUACGAAUAGAUUUUGUGAAUAUUGAAAUUGAAAAUUAUCAAGCAAUUUGAAAAUGAGGUACCUCAUCCAGUACACAAAUGGUUGAAGUAAAUUGAAAUAGAAAUUGGGAGAUUCUUCUUCAAUCAAUUUAGCAUCUUAAAUAGUAAACUUAAUGGGGUCGACUGAAUUUACAAGGCAUGAAAUGGGAGCUAUUGGAUAUGAUACUGGAUGGCUAAUCGAAAGGACAGGCCUCUAAUGAUGUCACGGAAUAAUACUUAAUUGCGACAGGCAAUUAUAACAGGAGUUGUAAGUUUAUGCAACCUUACAACUAUCUGAACCACAAAAUGUUACCAUUGGAUAAAGUAAUGCAAUUUCAUCUGCUUCCUCAAUUAACCUUGUCAAACUAGUGAAUAUUGAUAAAAUGUAAAGGUAAAGAUAGCUGUUUAUAGCCUGAACUGUUAAAAUACCCUUGCGUCCUUAUUCGGCUUCCUCGGUCAUGAGAUACUGAGAUUUUUUUUCCCUUGUGCCAUAGACCACAGAAAUGAUGAUUUCUAUAUUGGAGUAAAACUAACAAAUCCAAAAGUCUAUUGCAAAGGCAUGCAACCAGUAGACUGGAUGUGAGAAAACCCAUUUACAUUAUAACCUGAAAAAAUAUUCUUUCUAUAACCUUGAACAAAGUUAAGGUAUGUUUAAUGCAGGUUUAUUUUUUGGAAAAGAUAGAGAUUAAUGUCCUUCAUAAUGAAGGGGAAUGAGAACAAGGAAUCACAAGGUGAUGUUUGUUGGGUUGAAUUAAAUGCUGAUUGCCAACAACAGCUAUUCUUUCAACAUGUCUGGUUAUUGUCAUUAAAUGAUCUAAAUCAGAGCCCUUUUUGAAUAUGGAGUCUAGUCAGAACAGAAUCAAGGCUAGGAAACCAAGAUCAUUUGGAAGAAAUUAGAAAAAUCAUACUACCAACUAGACAUUAUUCACCCUUUUCUAUAUACGAGGGAAAGAAGUCAAGAGUGAAACAACCAGUACAAUGAGCUGUUCAUUUUGGAUGAUGUUGCACGCGGAGAACUGAUUGACUACUUGAGAAUCUGGUCUGAAUACUUCUAAAAUGUAAAAUUUGAAUAAAAAUAUUGGUUUACUUUUAAUGCAACCCAUGUAAGAUUUAUUAAGCUUUCCUGUAAAACUAAUAAUGUUUUUGAUCGUUCAUUCUCUUCCCAUUCAACCUGAACAACCCACAGCCCCUAAAAAGGGGGCAAUGGGUUGUAAAUCAAAACUAUGGCCAACCCAAAAUAACCACCAUCAACACCCACCCUGCCCCCCCCCCGAUGGAAACCUAUUUCUAUCAGUAUUGUUCAAUGCCCAGUUUAAAAACACAUUUUCAUGCUGUUCUGCCAGAUGCACUAAGGUACCAACCUCAACUUUAUUUGUUGAACUGCCUUUUGAUGGUAGAGCCCAGAAAAAACGACUAUAAAUCUUCUUUCUGGUGACACUUUACAAAGCUGUGUAGGACAAAGUAAGAAGUCAUACGACUUCACCUGACAAAGAAGCAGUGCUCUGAAAGCUUGUGAUUUCAAAUAAAACUGUUGGCCUAUAA
Molecule: messenger RNA, 8508 nt
Organism: Rhincodon typus (whale shark)
Lineage: Eukaryota; Metazoa; Chordata; Chondrichthyes; Orectolobiformes; Rhincodontidae
Gene: zbtb40
Product: zinc finger and BTB domain containing 40
Exons: 19
Coding region: 463-4218 (1251 amino acids)
Biological process (GO): regulation of transcription by RNA polymerase II
Cellular component (GO): nucleus
Molecular function (GO): RNA polymerase II cis-regulatory region sequence-specific DNA binding; protein binding; DNA-binding transcription factor activity, RNA polymerase II-specific
Source: RefSeq, a predicted model, not a curated record